Chinchilla lanigera (long-tailed chinchilla) is the source of this 537-nucleotide messenger RNA. RefSeq names its product receptor-type tyrosine-protein phosphatase gamma-like. The record is from RefSeq and is a predicted model, not a curated record. NCBI's taxonomy places the organism in Eukaryota, Metazoa, Chordata, Mammalia, Rodentia, Chinchillidae.
GGAGAAGAACACCUCUGGGAUGAUCAGCCGCGUUUCUCCAGGGAGGAUGGAGUGGAUCAUCCCUCUGAUUGUGGUCUCAGCCUUGACCUUCGUGUGCCUCAUCCUUCUCAUUGCCGUGCUGGUGUACUGGAGGAAUGAGGCUUCAGAGUCAAUUUGCAGUCUCUUGGGUAUAAAAAGAAGCUGUUAGGCCUAUAACUAUAUGACAAAUUAUACUGGACAUUUUACUUGUUGGAAAUUCCUGUUCAUCCUGCUGGACUCUGUAGAACUGGCAGCUCUUAUUUACUCCCAUCAUUUUUGAGGCUUCUCUAUUAAUCUCAGUGACUUACAGUAUCUUUUUUCUUAUAAACUUUAAUAUAGUCAACAAGAAAUAUUCUUGUGUAUCAAAAUGCCUAAAUCAAAAUCUGGAAUAAAGUUGAUGACUGAUGAAUUAGUAAAGAGUGAAAAUGUGUUCAUUUUCUCAGCUUUCUUUUUGUUAUAGUUCUUGUGAUCAUUAUAUCUGAGGUUGGGUUUGGGGGCUGUAAUGGCAACUUCAGUGCU